UCUGCCACAUCCUCUCAUGCGCUUAUCUUCCUUUUCAACCCUGUGACAUGUUAUUUUCUUUUAAGCCAACGGUUUGAAAUUGAGUACAGCCAGACCUUUUGCAUUGAUAGAAAUCACAAGCGUCUCUAUUCAGAUUGAGUGCAGCCCUCUACUUCUGAUAUAUCGCUGUUUUGACAGUUUGUGGAGUUGACAUCAGCUAAGGAACUCAAUUCAGCAGGAGUCACACAAUUCUGUUGAGUCGCUCCCAGAGUGCUGAAGGCCAGUUGAAGUGAAUAUAUCACUUUGAAGAGGAGUGAUGGAGGCGGACAUCUUUGAAUACCAGAAAGAAGAAGACACUGUGGAUCUUGAGUCUUUUCAGGGGGAGAAGAGGAAACUCAUUCAGCCAACAUCUUUACAAGACCCCACACUUAAAAAGCUAAAGGAGACAUUGGUUGACUGGAUCAAUAAGACUUUGAAACCGGAGCACAUAGUAGUUCAGAGUCUGGAGGAGGAUCUGUAUGAUGGACUGGUACUUCAUCACCUGCUGUCCAGGUUGGCCGAUGUGCAUUUGCCUGUGGAAGAGAUGGCGCUGACCAGCACAGCUCAGAUCCGCAAGCUGGAAAUGAUCAUGGAGGAGCUGGAAAAGAGACUGGGCAGGCAGGAUAGCAGUCAGAUAAAAUGGAACGUCACACUCAUCCACAGAAAAGACCUUCUGGCCACUCUUCAUCUGCUGGUUGCCAUGGUGAGAUGUUUCCAGCCUGAAUUGGAUUUGCCACCUAAUGUGAAGAUUGAAGUUGUAGAAGUAGAAGUCAGCAAAAGUGGAAUCAAAUCAGACGUGAAAGUGGAAAUCCUAACAGCGGAAAGCAGCGACACAGACUCCCUCAGCAGUACUGAGCGGGAAGAUCCCAUCGAGCAACUGCUGAAGCUUGAGGCUCACAAGGUCAACACAGUGAAAAAGGCCCUCUUACAUUUUGUCAACCAGCACACGGCAGCUCUGGGUCUGCAGGUGGCAGAUAUGGACAAACAGUUUGCUGAUGGUGUGAUUCUGCUGCUGCUCAUCGGACAGCUGGAAGGUUUCUUCAUCCCACUCUUUGACUUCAACCUGACCCCUGUCAGUGACUCUGAGAUGCUUCAUAAUGUGACCCUGGCUUUGGACCUGCUGAAGGAUACAGGCUUUCAGCUCUCCAGUGUUGACCCACAAGAUAUCGUCUCUCAGGACAUCACUGCAACCUUGAAGGUCCUCUACGCCCUGUUCAACAAGCACAAAGGGAAAUGAGAGAGGACAUCAUGAGAAGAGGAGUGACACAACUGCAAAUACAGAAACAACUGAGUCGAGUGUUUAGCCGAUUACUGCAAGGUGAUUUGGUGUUUUUGGAGAAAUUUGGCUGAUGCUGUUAUUCAGGCCGAAUUAAAGGAUUAUACUGGUUUUAUAUAAAGUUGGUGCCAUCAUUCCUUCUUAUCUUCUUAUCUUUAUCUUCUGCAAUGUGAUGUAUAGGCUGUGGUUAAUAUAUGUGCAUAGCUAUAGCUGCAAAAGAGUUUUAAUAAAAGUUAUUCAAAUAUAUGAUUGGAUGACUCAAAGGCGAAAGCUCCACAAGGAUCGUGGAUAAUUUUACUUACUUUGAGUUAAAUAACUUGGUGAGACAGGAUUACAGCCUGGAACAAAGUCACUGUGUCUUUAAGAAAAAAAAUCUACAAGAAAGAGCUAUAUGUUUUAGCUCAAUAAAGUUUAAAGGGCAGUACCAAAAAUUUGAGGAACUAGAGGGUUGCUGGUUCGAGCCCCUGUCCCUGCGCUGUCCCUGCACUGUCCCUGCGCCGCGGCAAGACACUCAAACCACAUUGCCUAACGGUAGCCCCCGUCUCUGGCUGCAUGACCGCAGGUGCUCGUCUCUGGAUCUAGAACGAUCAUUUCGUUGUGUGCCUUGUGCACAGGCUGCCUUGCUACCAGCUACCAGCCGCCUUGUUUCCACUGUUUUCCUGUGCAAACAUGUAUUAAAACAAAGUGUGCAACUCAAAAUAAAAGUUUAGAUGAUUUGACUAAUCUGUUGGUUUCUCUGAAAGUACCUCAUUGGUUACAGUGUCUUUAUAGCUUACAGCCUUGACUGUUAUAUCUUGACCCAGACCCAGUUUAUAGUACCGUAAUGUAGAGUUAUUACCAUUUUUUAAAAAGACAAAACAUCAAAAACUUCACCCUUAUGUGUUUACAUGUCUGCACAUCACAUUUAAACAUAUCAACGCUGUCAUCUGCCCACGUCUUAUUGACAGCACAAGGAUCAAUAAAUUGACUGCAUAAAUAUAUUUGCUUAGAUAUAUAUUAUUUCACAUUUUUGAGUCUAUCCUUAGUGUAUCCUGGCCAUAGGUGCUCGCUGAAAAUUCAGUGCUCUUCAUCCAUCUCUUUCUCUUCUUUCAUUACGCUUCCUUUCAGACCAACAGUGUUAGAAAAUGACAUUUUCAUU
Molecule: messenger RNA, 2432 nt
Organism: Archocentrus centrarchus (flier cichlid)
Lineage: Eukaryota; Metazoa; Chordata; Actinopteri; Cichliformes; Cichlidae
Gene: parvg
Product: parvin, gamma
Exons: 13
Coding region: 296-1255 (319 amino acids)
Biological process (GO): actin cytoskeleton organization; establishment or maintenance of cell polarity regulating cell shape; cell projection assembly
Cellular component (GO): focal adhesion; actin cytoskeleton; cytoplasm
Molecular function (GO): actin binding
Source: RefSeq, a predicted model, not a curated record